Athalia rosae (coleseed sawfly) is the source of this 2305-nucleotide messenger RNA. It is a transcript of the gene tty, whose product is annotated as protein tweety. The coding region runs from base 478 to 2163 and encodes 561 amino acids. Gene Ontology annotation, cellular component: plasma membrane. The record is from RefSeq and is a predicted model, not a curated record. Gene Ontology annotation, molecular function: volume-sensitive chloride channel activity; intracellularly calcium-gated chloride channel activity. NCBI's taxonomy places the organism in Eukaryota, Metazoa, Arthropoda, Insecta, Hymenoptera, Athaliidae. The transcript is spliced from 10 exons.
GCCGCCAUUUUGGUUCGCGUCGCCGGGAACGCCGCUCCCCUCCACUGACUAUUCAGUCGGUCUGGAGCCCGCGUCGAGUGAGGUGUGUGUAGUGAUUCUGUGCGUUCUCCAUCGACGUUUAUCACCAGAAAACCAGGUUACCGAGGACAAGGACUACAUAAGUCGGAUUACACAGAGCUGCUCCCUAUUAUACUCCGGCGGUGUAACUCUAAUUUCGUACACCUCACCGUGCUACGGUAGAUUACUGUAAAAAUGCAGAUAAUUUGGUGAGGAGGAUAUUCGGUAUUACGUUUUCAUUUUAUCGUCAUCAUUCCUUCACUGGUGGUGCGCAACGUAUCCGCAGGAGCAACACCGACGUCGGCAUCCUACAUGGCGCUCUUAUAGCCGGAGCAUGUCCUGACCACAAAAGUGCAUGAGGAAGGUCGGUCGGUUGGAGGAAGAUCUCAGGGGAUUAUCGGUGGAUAAGGAUUCUCUAUAAUGGCGGGAGGUCAACAACAGCCGGAACAGUACACCGUACCCCAGUUGGCUAGAAUAUUUCACAGUCUACCGCAUCUCAAUGUAUCUUUGCAUUCCGUAAACAACACGUUCAAUCCACACUCCGAGAUUUAUCUCGAGAGCUUGGGAAUUCUUGGUAGCAUCCCUGCGGCGUGGCUGAUUCUGACACUCCUGAUAUUAUUGGUUUAUCUCGUAACGAGAUGCUGCGAUCGAAAACCAAGACCGAGAAGAUCCAUAGCUUUGCUGAAAUGUUCGCUCGCCGUACUGGCUUUGCUUUGCUGCGGAGCUGUCGCGGUUGGUUUGUACGGUAACGAUGAUCUGCACAACGGAUUGGUGCAGCUGAUACUAGCCGCUAAGAAUGCCGAUGGAAUUAUAAUGACGGUCAGGAAUCAGACUGGAGCGAUAGAAGCCACGUUGAAGCAAAAAAUUCAAGUGCAACUUACAGCGCUGGAAGACGCCUUCGACGAACCAACGAGCAAUAAAACUAUGCUAGCUGCUCUUCUAUUCGCGUUGAGUAACAUGAAACAAAAUACGAGUAUCGCUGCGAAUCGGAGUAUCGAAAUUAGGAGACCAUUGAGCGGCAUAAGUCUGGCUGGUGCGAUAGGAUUAGGAGAAAGAAUCGAGCAUUUGAGAUGGCCGGUUACCAUGGCCGUCCUUAGCGCUCUUCUUGUUCUUUGCGUCGUUUUACUGGUCGGUGUGGCUCGACAUUCCCGAUGCGCCCUAAUUACAUUUUCCGUGUUUGGUCUGUUCGCUGUAAUAGUCUCGUGGCUAAUGGCGUCCCUCUAUCUUGCGACAUCCGUCGCACUUGGUGAUCUAUGCGUAUCUCCCGAUGGCUACUUGACUCGUGCCGUGCCUUCGACAUUGGCUUCGGAGGUCCUCUCGUACUACACCCACUGCGAGAGUACCCGUAGCAAUCCGUUUACGCAGAGACUAAGAGACGGUCAGAGAGCCGCCGUUAAUAUGCAAACAAAUUUAAAGAUCGUUACGCAACUGGCCGAUGAUUUGUUCAAAAAUUUGCAACUGCAACCGAGGCUCAGUAGCUUGAAAACGGACGUGAUCACCGUCGAUCGUUUGAUGUCCGGACUGGCCACGCAAUUGGAAUGCAGGCCGCUUCACAAGCAAUACGUUCAGGCCGCCAAAAGUCUCUGCCAUCUGGGGCUGUACGGUCUCACCUUUAUGCUGCUCGCCAGUCUCGCGGCUGGUUUAUUUUUCACCGUUCUCGUCUGGGUUGACUCGCACACGUGGAUUUACAUUCGGAAACGACGAGACUAUCACCAAGUGGAUGAGCAAGAUCCUUUCCUGCCUCCGUCAGCUGCUUCGCAGGCAAUUGCUGCCCGCACUCUUCGUGGCCAAGGGUCGUACCCGCCUACAGCCCCUUCUCUUUAUCCGAAUAUCAACAAAAAUGCUAUUAAGCAGCCCUUGUUGCUUACGCCUCCCCCGCCGUCCUACGCAACAGCCACUGCUCGAGCACGACAACUGCACGAGAGCAUGCUAAAAAGUGGGGGUGUCAACGGGGGAGGAGGUGGGGACAUUAAAUCGGCUCAGCAUAAUCAGCAAUCGGCAAGUGGACGCAAUGACCACCAUAGGGCUGGACUCGGAGACCAACCUGGUCAGUACGCGACUCUGAGCAAACAAUGCAAAACUCUUGAAUCCAGUGACUUCUACUGAGGGCACGCCCCCUCGGGACCUGGUAGAGAACCGCCCUGGACGCCAAGUGUCGCGUCCUUCACCGGCACUCUGUCGCACAACUCGCAUGGCCCAGCACAUUUGGCUACUUUUCAAGACUCUAGAAAAACUCAAACGCUAGAUC